AUGUCAGAAACGCUGCACAACGAACUGUUACUUGCAUUGAGUGAACAGUAUAACCAGUCUCUAAUAUCCUCCUACACACCGAUCGAUACAUGCACAGCGACAGUCGAGCUACUCGAGGGUGUCCAAGUGCGUGUACACAUAACCCAAUUUGGAUAUAGCCUGGGGGGCGGUGGUAGUAGUAUUGGCAGUGAUAGCAGCAGAAGCAGUAACACCAACACUACCAAUCAAUCAGAAGACUUAGAAGGCCUCUUACGCGGAUGCAGUCCAGCAUUCAACCAACGCACCACAGCAAUUCUGUUGGAUAAACUCGAUAAAUUGGCUAAAGUACAACAUAAAUAA
Wallemia ichthyophaga EXF-994 is the source of this 339-nucleotide messenger RNA. RefSeq lists its product as uncharacterized. The record is from RefSeq and is a predicted model, not a curated record. The transcript has a single exon. The coding region runs from base 1 to 339 and encodes 112 amino acids. Lineage: Eukaryota; Fungi; Basidiomycota; Wallemiomycetes; Wallemiales; Wallemiaceae.